CAGCAACCGGCGGUAAGUAAACGCGCAUCCUUCUAUCGGUAAAGAGGUCGCUAAAACAACGAUUGUAUCUAUUCACCUAUCUUGCAAUCUAUGCGAAUUUAUAUCUAUAAAGAGUAUAGCUAUGCACGAAUCUGGUUCAUUUUUCAUCAGACCGGAAUCUCGGAUACGAAAGUACCAACAUGGUAUAACACUCAGGAUGAAUACAAGCUUCUCGCAGUGGAUAAAAACGAACUUGGUAAACCACCCAGUGGUUGAGUAAGAACUUGGUAAAUCACCCAGCGCUUGAGUACGAACUUGGUAAACCACCUAGUGGUUGAGUACGAACUUGGUAAAUCACCCAGUGCUUGAGUACGAACUUGGUAAAUCACCCAGUGGAUGAAGACGAACUUGGUAAAUCUGUAAGUAGAUGAGUAGGCCUACGGAUUUUGUACAGUCUCAAUAGAUGAGUAUGAACUUGGUAAAUCACCCAGUUGAUGAGUACGAACUCGGUAAAUCACUCAGUGGAUGAGUAGAACUUGGUAAAUCACCCAGUGAAUGAGUACGGAUUUUGUACAUUUCUCAAUAGAUAAAUAUGAACUUGGUAAAUCGCCUAGUGGAUGAGUACGAACUUGGUAAACCACCCAGCGGAUGAGUACGAACUUGGUAAAUCUCCUAGCGGAUGAGUACGAACUUGGUAAAAUCGCCUAGUGGAUGAGUACGAACUAGGUAAAUCACCCAGUGGAUGAUUACGAACUAAAUCUCCCAGUAGAUGAGAAUGAACUUGGUGAAUCUCUCAGUGGAUGAGUCUUAUACCAUAGUCGAUAUUCUAGUCUGGCUUAAAUAUUUUAGUUCAUACCCGAGAUAAGUACGACUCUGGUCCUCCCACUUCCAUCUGAUGAAUACGACGUUGGUAAUCUGUAUGUGGAUGAAUAUUACUCUGGUGGUGUAUCUUUUAGAUAUGAGUAGUUCAUGAGUCUGCCUCUCAGUUAAUGAGUAGACCCAUGACCCUGGACAGUACAUCUAUUUUAGAGAAUGAGGACGAGCCUGUUUCGUCUUGAUAUUUGAGCAGUUGAUUACAAAUCUUUUAAUUCCAAUACAAAUAAAAUUAAUUUGUUUAAAAAGGGAAAUUUUGCGCCCAAAAGCGGAAUCAUUAACCAGACGCAAAUUAAGAUGAAGACGGGAUCCAGUAGAUGUUUAAAGCUGAUGUUCAUAUUUAUAUUCAUCGACAAAAGUAAGGCAGAACACAGAAACAUCAUUGACCAUAAAGAUGUCCGCGAUGUUUCCAUCACAAAUUCCCUGCCACAACCUAAUCCCUUAGUGAAUAUCAAAGAUACAGUGAUAAACAACCUUGAAACAGCUUCACUGCCAUCACCAACAUCUUCAGGACACAGCCAUAGACACCUAUCUAGAAACCGAACGGUAUUCUCACCCAGGGGCCCUGCCAACCGAUGGGAGAAGACCUUGAAUUUACAGACAACCAAAGCAUCUGAGUUGCAGAAUUCAACGUUAGUGGGAAUUUUGACUGGAGCAACAAUAGUGUUUAUGUUGGUCUGGUUGCCGUGCUAUCUGUACAGCGAGACUUGUUUAAGAGGAAGAUCAGACAAUGCCAGCCAAGGAUCUAGUGAGAAUUUAAGUGAGGAUUUAGAAGCAAUUGAUCAUCCGCCAUCUUACCACGAGGCAUUAUCUUCACGUACAGUUUCCACAUUCAGUUUUGCGGCACAAGAAGGGGAAGACCCGCCACCUUCGUAUGAUUCCCUCAAUGUUCUUAUUCAAAACCUCGACAAAACCGUGUGUCGCGUCACAUCGUCAACCUCUUACUACUCGUAUCAGCUGCCAUCACAAACCGCACGGGUUAGUUCCUCUCGCUCCUUUCACGGAACUUCCUCGCAAUUUGCGCCUUUCAGUAUAUACAAAGCACCAAAGAAAUUCUCUUCCGCAUAUUAUAAGAGGGACGCACCAGUUAGGUCGCUAUCAUUCAUGGAGCAACCAACACUUACAGAGAUACAUUCAGAGCAUGAUGCUGAUUCGAAUGAUUCAAAUGGGAGCUCAGAGAAUCCAGGAGGAACGACAAGUCUCUCAGAAAAUGUAAAAGAGCGUCUGCAAAGAGCAACAUCCAAAGAUGAAGAAAAGUUAAAUGGUUAUUCCAUGGACGUCUUCCAAAAUUUCCCGGACUACCCGCCGCCCACGUAUCGGGAAGAGUGUGGAAGUCCACCGUCUAGUGACUCGUCGUCAUUUCUAACUGUCAUUGAGGUUAAUAGUGAACCUGAUGAUAUACAAAGCUCGUCUGAUGUAGAAGUUAAUGAUGCACAUGUUGUGGUCAUGAACGUAUGAAUUAUGUAAUAAAAGGUUAGAAUAUCUAUGAAUUUGACAGUGACUCGACAGGCCUGCUAGUAAAUUACAUAGAAAUGGUAGAGAAAGAGAGAAAGUCUUAUGCUGAGUUGUAUUAACGACCUGCAAAAGAGGCCGUGGGUUGAGAGCUUAGAGAACAGACAACGAUGAACAGAUAACGAUGAAAGUUCUCAAAGAAGUCCUGACAGAGGAAUGUCGUAUGCUGAUUGAUUGAUUGAUUGAUUACUUGAUUGCUUGAUUGGUUAUUUGAUUGAUUGAUUAAGUGAGUUAGUAAUUGAUUGGAUUAA
Anneissia japonica is the source of this 2615-nucleotide messenger RNA. RefSeq lists its product as uncharacterized. NCBI's taxonomy places the organism in Eukaryota, Metazoa, Echinodermata, Crinoidea, Comatulida, Comatulidae. The record is from RefSeq and is a predicted model, not a curated record. The coding region runs from base 1150 to 2310 and encodes 386 amino acids. The transcript has 4 exons.